GGUUCUUGUCAGCGAAUUUGGUUUUUGAAGGCGGGUGUUUGUUUUUGUGCCGCAACCAAUCGAAGAAGAUGGAAGUCGUUGAGGUCAAAAGUCGGGCCCCAACCAUGACCGAAGAGGAGUUGUGUAUCAUAAGUCAGUUUUACGUCGAGAACUAUAAUGUGUUUCAUGCGGCGUUCGCAGGCUCAAGUCGCCAGCCUGCAGUGAAGGCGAAAAGAGACAAGUUAGAAGAAUUAGCUCGAAUACUGACGAGCGCUGGUUAUCCAAAACGCACCGUCACGCAACUAGAUCAACGAAUGCGCGAUUCAAUGAAAAGAGCCAAAAAGGUGAUUGCACAGGAGAAGCUCGAACACAAUAAAACGGGAGGCGGAGUCCCCAUCAAACUGAAAGCUGCUCCACAUGUCGCAAUUCUAUUGGAUAGAAUAGGGGAAAAACCACGUUUGAAAGGGCUUCCAUGCGCGAUCGAAGUUUCUGGCGACCAUGCUUUAACUCAACCUUCCUCGUCGAAACGACCUGCUCAGACGGAUGACGAAGUUAACCAGCCUGCCCCUCUAUUGAACAAACCUUCAUCAUCAAAGCCACCUCCUCAAUGGGACAACGAGUCGCAAUUAAGCUUGACUGACACGGAAAACGAAGUAUACCCCGCCAACAAAAACACGCUCGAGAAAACCGAGAGAAACGGAGGAAAGAAAGUAAAAACUGAGCCAAUCUUCGAGCAUCCAAAUUUUGACGAUUAUGAACAUUACGAGCCAAUGCCGGUAGAACUGCAUAACGACGCUGAGAAAGAGAAUAGACCACGUGAAAAAAAGAAAUCAGGAAGAGCCAGCGAAUUUGAAUCGGAACGCAUUCAGUUGAGAAUCAGGAACGAACAGCUGACCGGCGACCUCUUGUAUCUACAAAUUGAGAACGCAAAGCUCCAAAAUGAGAAUUUGCGUCUUAAGAAUGAGAAGCUGAAGUUGGAAAUAAGCAACGAGCAGAAGCGAGGCGACUAUCUGGAUCAAGGUGUCAUCAUAACCACUUAAGUAAGCAGCUGUAUUGGAAGUAUUCAAGUUGUAUUGGAAUUUUAUGAGAAUUGAAUCCGUACUUGCACGAGUUUAUUGAAAAUAAUGAAGUCAUUGAAGUUUUUCUAUGUACGAGUAUUUCGCAUGCCUCUGCAAUUUAUUGUGGGUAAUAACACUGAAUAAAAAUGAAGCUGUCAU
Molecule: messenger RNA, 1196 nt
Organism: Cylicocyclus nassatus
Lineage: Eukaryota; Metazoa; Nematoda; Chromadorea; Rhabditida; Strongylidae
Source: the annotation of a GenBank genome assembly